AUGGCGCUGGUUCUCAGGGCGUUCAUCAGCCAGAGACUGGCGGCCGCAGCAGAGGAGAUCCUGCGGGAGGUGGAGAGGACCGUGGUCCGGUACCAGGACCAGGACCAGGACCAGGACCAGCCGGUCCCCAGCUGGACCCCCGGGGUCCCCACACACGCCACAGAUGUCCGGCUGCAGGUCCUUCAGCAGGUGGAGCUUCUCUCUGAGAAGCAGAUCUGGGUCCGGGAGAUUAACCCCGGUCCGGUUCAGGAGAAACCAGAACCUCCACAGAUUAAAGAGGAAGAGGAGGAGCUCUUCAGCGGUCCAGAACCAGAGCAGCUGGUUCUAAAGCAGGAGGCUGAGACCUUCAUGGACCAGGAAGCUGGUGGACCUGGACCCGACGAGGACCGGCUCCUCGGUCCCGGUUCCUCUCAAGCUGGACUCCAGGAGGGGGACUGGGAAGCCGCGGCACCGCCGAAGAAGAGACGGCGCCGGACUCUCCCCGAGUCUCCGGGGACGUGUCUCACCUGCCGGACCUGUGGACAAGGCUUUGAGGAGACACAGCUGCUGGACGGACAUCUCAGCGUCCACUCAGACCUUCAGGACCCGGAGGCACCUGUCAAUCACCCGGAGGGGCGGGACCGUCUGGACCCGGAAGAACCGGAACCUCCGCCGACCAAAGAGGAGCAGCAGGAAGUUCUGAAGGAGGAGGUCCAGGAUUUCCCGGUGACCUACAGCCACGAGGAGGAGAGCAGCUGCAGCCAAAUGGAAGUGAGCGGCGUUAAGUUCCUCUUCUACCUCAAAGCUGGGAGCCCAGACCGUCUGGACCCCGGAGGCCCGGACCAGGGGGGAGGCCCGGGUUUAGACCCAGGAGGAGGCCCAGACCGACUGGACCCAGAGGAACCAGAACCUCCGCCGACCAAAGAGGAGCAGCAGGAAGUUCUGAAGGAGGAGGUCCAGGAUCUCAUGGUGACCUUCAGCCACGAGGAGGAGAGGGGCGAUCAGUUCCUCCUCUACCUUGAAGCUGAGAGCCCAGACCACCUGGACUGGGGAGGCCCGGCCCUAGACCCUGCCCUAGACUCGACCCUGCCCCAGACCCUGCCCCAAACCCUGCCCCAAACCCUGCCCCAAACCCUGCCCCAAACCCUGCCCUAG
Messenger RNA from Cololabis saira (Pacific saury), 1134 nucleotides. RefSeq lists its product as uncharacterized. NCBI's taxonomy places the organism in Eukaryota, Metazoa, Chordata, Actinopteri, Beloniformes, Belonidae. The transcript is spliced from 4 exons. The coding region runs from base 1 to 1134 and encodes 377 amino acids. The record is from RefSeq and is a predicted model, not a curated record.